This is a messenger RNA of Dichomitus squalens LYAD-421 SS1, 1521 nucleotides long. Its product is annotated as acyl-CoA dehydrogenase NM domain-like protein. The coding region runs from base 129 to 1406 and encodes 425 amino acids. Gene Ontology annotation, biological process: L-leucine catabolic process. NCBI's taxonomy places the organism in Eukaryota, Fungi, Basidiomycota, Agaricomycetes, Polyporales, Polyporaceae. The record is from RefSeq and is a predicted model, not a curated record. The transcript is spliced from 8 exons. Gene Ontology annotation, molecular function: 3-methylbutanoyl-CoA dehydrogenase activity; flavin adenine dinucleotide binding.
CCGCGACUUCUCAGUCCUCCUAACAUAAGUGCGUUGCUUGGACUUGUUUUGUGGGGCUCCAUUCCUGCUUUCUCAGUGGUGUUCUCCUGUGAUACUAUAACACACUACUAUCAACAGCCACGCUCAUUAUGUUGCGUUCGUUCUCGCGUCUCCCCGCCUCGGUCGUGUUCAGGACGCGUGCUACCGCCAACGCGCGCACCGUCGCUGUCGCAGCGCAGCGCAGACAUGCGUCCUUCUACAACACCGAUGUCGCUGGGCUCACGGAAGAGCAAGCCGAGUUCAGGAAUGCCGUGCAUGAAUUCGCAGAGAAGGAGAUUGCGCCUCGCGCCUCUGAGAUUGAUAGGACGAAUACGUUCCCAAUGGACCUCUGGGAGAAGUUCGGCGACAUGGGCCUGCUCGGCAUCACCGUCAAGCCCGAGUACGGCGGGCUCGAGCUCGGGUACUUCAACCACACGCUCGCGAUGGAGGAGCUCUCGCGCGCGUCGGGCUCCGUCGCGCUCUCCUACGGCGCGCACUCGAACCUCUGCGUGAACCAGAUCCACCGCUGGGGCACGCCCGCGCAGAAGGCCAAGUACCUGCCCGACCUCGUCGCGGGCCGCAAGGUCGGCAGCCUCGCGAUGAGCGAGCCCGGCAGCGGGAGCGACGUCGUGAGCAUGACGCUCCGCGCGGCCAGGGCCGACGGCGGGUACCGGCUGACGGGGAACAAGUUCUGGAUCACGAACGGGCCGGUCGCGUCGACGCUGGUCGUGUAUGCGAAGACGGAGCCCGAGAAGGGCUCGAAGGGCAUCACGGCGUUCAUCAUCGAGAAGGGCUGGGAGGGCUUUUCGACGCACCAGAAGCUGGACAAGUUUGGGAUGCGGGGGAGCGAUACGUGCGAGCUCGUGUUCGAGGACUGCUUCGUGCCCGAGGAGAACGUCCUGGGGCCGGUCAAUGGUGGCGCGAAAGUUCUGAUGUCCGGCCUGGAUUUGGAACGGCUCGUUCUGAGCGGUGGCCCUCUCGGGCUGAUGCAAGCCGCCUUUGAUUACGCUGUGGAAUAUGUCCACCAGCGGAAACAAUUUGGCAAGCCGAUUGGCGAGUUCCAGCUCAUGCAGGGUAAACUUGCAGAUAUGUAUACCAAGCUGAAUGCAUCUAGAGCGUAUGUCUAUGCCGUUGCGAAAGCGUGCGACCAGGGGAAAGUCAGCCGUAGAGACUGUGCGGGAGCGAUCCUCUACUCUUCCGAUCGGGCUGUUGAGGUCACAAUGGAAGCCAUGCAAAGUCUGGGCGGGAAUGGUUACAUUAAUGAGUAUCCCACCGGUCGAUUCCUUCGGGAUGCUCGUCUGUACACGGUCGGUGCCGGUACGCAGGAGAUCCGCCGGAUGCUCAUCGGGCGCGAGUUUAACGAGGAGUUCAAGCGCCAAGCUGCAUAAGCUGCCCAAGUCGAUCUCCAUGGGGUCACUGAAUCGGACGCUCUCGACGCGCUUGUAGCACAAUGUAUGACUAUCAUUCAUCGCACGCACCAAAUAGAACGCGUUGGGAAGGGUA